Spea bombifrons (plains spadefoot toad) is the source of this 1074-nucleotide messenger RNA. Its product is annotated as vomeronasal type-2 receptor 26-like. The coding region runs from base 1 to 984 and encodes 327 amino acids. Gene Ontology annotation, biological process: G protein-coupled receptor signaling pathway. The transcript has a single exon. Lineage: Eukaryota; Metazoa; Chordata; Amphibia; Anura; Pelobatidae. The record is from RefSeq and is a predicted model, not a curated record. Gene Ontology annotation, molecular function: G protein-coupled receptor activity. Gene Ontology annotation, cellular component: membrane.
AUGUGUCAACUAAAUCAGUACCUGUUUUCUAUGAUGAUUGUGGGAAUUGUUGAAACAGAAAUGUUAUUUUUUUUAUUUAACUUUCCAGAUAAUGAUAUUUGUACUCAGUGCCCAGAAGACCAUUGGCCAAAUGAGCAGAAAACAGCUUGUUUUGAAAAGGUUGUAACAUUUCUGUCCUUUGAAGAUCCCAUUGGAAUUAUCCUGACAUUUAUAGCAGCUUUAUUUUCAUUUAUAUCUGGUGGGGUUCUGGAAAUAUUUGUUAAGUUCCAGGAUACUCCAAUUGUCAAAGCCAACAACAGGGAUCUUAGCUACCUUCUACUGAUAUCGCUCAUGUCCUCCUUUCUUUGUUGUGUUAUCUUCAUUGAACGCCCGGAUCAGGUAACCUGCUUCCUGAGACAAGCCGUUUUUGGGAUAACUUUCUCCAUUUCCGUGUCUUGCCUUUUGGCUAAAACUUUGAUUGUUGUCAUCGCCUUCAAUGCCACCAAACCAGGAAACAAUUUGAGGAAAUGGGUUGGUGCCAAAGUCCCCAAAUUUAUCGUCUUUAUUUGUUCAUCCAUUCAAGUCCUUAUUUGUGCCCUGUGGCUGAUUGUAUCUCCACCUGCCCCAUCGUAUAACACACACUCUGAAGUUGGAAAAAUCAUAGUUGAGUGUGAUCAAGGGUCAGCUGUUGCUUUUUACAUCAUCCUUGGAUAUCUGUGUAUGCUGGCCUCUGUAAGCUUAGUUGUUGCAUUUCUGGCCAGGAAGUUACCCGACACAUUUAAUGAUGCCAAAUUUAUCACUUUCAGUAUGUUGGUUUUCAUCACCGUUUGGAGUUUUUUUAUUCCAACAUAUCUCAGUGCGAAAGGGAAAUCCACAGUGGCCGUUGAAGUAUUUGCAAUCCUAGCGUCGAGUUCUGGCUUAUUGGGUUGUGUAUUUGCUCCGAAAUGUUAUAUUAUUUUGUUAAAGCCUGAGAGAAAUAGGAAAAAUUAUAUAUUAAGAGGAUGAAAGUGAAUUAUAAAGAGCAUUUGUGUACUGAAAAAUGACUGCCCUCAUCGGCAAUAUAAAACUAUUAAAUAUUAUUUUUAAACUCUAAAA